AUGCCUCCGUCUCUCCCUUCGUCUAAGAAGCGCAAGACUCGCGACAGCGAUGAUACCGUGAAGGCAAUUCAAGUCCUCGAGCAGGACCUCGCGUCUGCGAUCUCGCGCGGGACUUCCCUGAACCCUCUUGCCGACCUCUUGGAUCUUGCUUCGCAAGCAGAGACUCCUGCUCAUGCAUCCAGAGCUAUAUACGCGCUCUACAGAACAUUUGUUCUUCUGCUCUCGGACGGCGCACUCUCUGGCCCCAGUCACACCGAAGAGGCCAAAGCCGUACGGACAUGGUUACUCGAACGCCUGAAUGCGUUUACGGACCAACUGGCAGGGUUGCUAAAGGACGAAGAGGCGUCGCUCCAGACCUCCGCCCUGGACAUCCUCAUGUCCCUGCAAAAGCACCUAUCUUCCUCACUUACGCGCACUAGCGACAGCAAGCAACCUCCCCAAUCUCACGUCUCGCACUUCCGGAAGAUUGUAUCCGCGCUCCUCCUGUGCCCUCCCUCUACCCGAGGUAGCACGCCCAAGAAACGCAAGACGGAGCCUGUUUCUGACGACCGCAUGUUGGACUCUACCGUACGAGACCACUUUGUAAACACUUGGUUUAGCGUACACGACGAUGUGCGCUGGUUCUUCCUCAGGGAUGCGGCCAUCCUCCUCGCGAGGCAUCCGCACAAAGAAGCGCCUCAGCUACCGGGCAACCUGCUGUCCAUCUUGGAGCGGCUCACGACGUUCCCGACACAACGCUCAGAGCUGAACACCUGGUGGAUUGAAGAGCUCGGCGCGAAACCGGCACCAUCCAAAAAGUCUUCCGCCCACGAGGACGCAGACGAGGAGGUAGGAGGCGCGUCCGGGGCGGACGACGAGGACGACUGGCGCAAGUUCUUCGACGAGCCCGCCUCGAAAGCGGACGACAAGGGCAAGAAGGGCGCCCCAGGCCGGCUGCACACGCUGACGGUGCACCAAUCCCUGCACUCGCUCUCUGCGCACCGGGCGGUCUUCACCAAGGCUUGGCUGGCGCUCCUGCCGCAGCUGUCGCUGGGCGGGGCAGAGAGGGCCCGGACACACUCGCUUCGCGUCCUGAACGUGCUGCACCGCGGGGUGGUGCCCCACCUGACGCGCCCGAUCCUGAUCAUGGACUGGGUCGGCUCCGCGGUCGACCACGGCGGCACGGUCGGCCUUCUGGCGCUCAACGCGCUCUUCAUGCUCAUCAAGGAUCACAACCUAGACUACCCCGCAUUCUACACGCGGCUGUACGGCUUCCUGGACAAGGACGUGCUCCAUCUGAAGCACCGCGCGCGGUUCUUCCGUCUGACGGAGGUUUUCCUCGGAUCUACCCUGCUUCCUGCGAACCUGGUGGCGUCCUUCGUCAAGCGGUUGUCGCGACUCUCGCUGUGCGCCCCUCCAGCGGCGGUGGUUAUGCUCAUCCCGUUCACGUACAAUAUGCUGCGGCGGCAUCCGUCGCUGAUGACGAUGAUUCACCGGACGGAGGAGAUCUCAGGGGCGGAGUGCGACGGGUUCGACGCGGGGGAGGGGAACCCGGCGUUGACGAACGCGCUGGAGAGCUCGCUGUGGGAGCUCUACAGCCACCGACGGCACUACCACGGGGCGGUGUCGUCGCUGGCGCGGAUCCUGGAGGAGGCGUUCACGCGGCCGCGGUACGGGAUGGAAGACUUCCUGGACCACACGUACGGCACGAUGAUGGAGACGGAGGUGCAGCGCAAGAUUCGGAGGGAGCCGGCGACGGAGGGGGAGGGAGUGCAGUCGGACGGGCUGGAGGAGCUGUGGAAGAUAGGUUGA
Epithele typhae is the source of this 1791-nucleotide messenger RNA. RefSeq names its product CBF-domain-containing protein. The record is from RefSeq and is a predicted model, not a curated record. The transcript is spliced from 8 exons. NCBI's taxonomy places the organism in Eukaryota, Fungi, Basidiomycota, Agaricomycetes, Polyporales, Epitheliaceae. Gene Ontology annotation, biological process: ribosome biogenesis. Bases 1 to 1791 code for a protein of 596 amino acids. Gene Ontology annotation, cellular component: small-subunit processome; Noc4p-Nop14p complex; nucleolus.